Acytostelium subglobosum LB1 is the source of this 1506-nucleotide messenger RNA. RefSeq lists its product as hypothetical. The transcript is spliced from 4 exons. Gene Ontology annotation, biological process: proteasome-mediated ubiquitin-dependent protein catabolic process. NCBI's taxonomy places the organism in Eukaryota, Evosea, Eumycetozoa, Acytosteliales, Acytosteliaceae. Bases 1 to 1506 code for a protein of 501 amino acids. The record is from RefSeq and is a predicted model, not a curated record. Gene Ontology annotation, molecular function: ubiquitin binding. Gene Ontology annotation, cellular component: nucleus.
AUGGAUAAUGAUGAAAAGGUCUUACUAUUCUUCUCAUUAACAAACUCAUCAGAUCCUGAAGAGGCUUUGUUAUUGUUAGAGCAAAAUGGAUGGGACCUGGAUGCGAGUGUAAAUCAUUACUUUGCGAUACAUGAUACAGGCAAUGAUAGUGAUAACUCAACCAGUGGUCAUUCGAGGAAGGAUAGUGGAGGUGGCAGUGGAAGUAGUAGCAGCACUAAUACAGGUGGGAUGAUGGAUCAUGGUUAUGACGAAGAGAAUGUUCGAGCACCAAUCCCUGCCAUGCUUGACACAAUGAUCGACCCCUCACAGAUUGCCAACUACAUACCAGGCAUACCCAUCAACAGAGUGCGAGGUCCCAAUGGAAACAAUGUAUUCGAAGCAUUCAGAGACUUUACCUCAGAGGGCAAGAUUGGACCCCUGCCCAACACAAUGAAACAGACACCUAAACAACAGGCAUUGGCUAAGCUGUAUGAACCACCUUAUGAUGUACUGUCGUUUGGUACUUUUGCGCAGGUCAAGCAACUGGCCGAACAGGCAAAGUUGUACCUACUGGUGAAUAUACAGGAUGUGACCAACUUUGACUGUCAGAUAUUGAACAGAGACACAUGGUCGGACAAAGGACUCAAGUCCUACAUCAAGGAUCACUUCAUCUUCUGGCAGGUCAAUCACAACAAUCCCGAGGGUGAUAUGUACUGCACUCUGUAUCCAGUCACCUCUUAUCCUCACGUCUCCAUCAUUGACCCUACAACUGGAAUGAAGAAGGAUAUGCAUGAAGGUUACUUCAACUCUGACGAUGCUUAUAAGUUCCGUAAAGUGUCAUCCGUCUAUCAUAUCGCGUCAAUCUCGCGCGCGUCGACCCUAACACCUACCCUCUCUAUUCUAGUGCAACACUUUAUUAUCUCACAACAGGGACACAGCCAACCGGAGUCGAAUAAGAAGGCAAGGAAGUAUACAUCAGAGGAGGAGGAGUUGGAGAUGGCCAUCCAACUAUCACUCGCUGGUGCAAACAAUGGUUCAACAUCAUCAGCAACAUCAUCAACAACAACUGCAGGCAAUCAACAACAAAAGUCAACCUCAUCAUCAUCAAAAACAAAGACAAAGGAUAAUGAAGAUGAUGAUGAUGACGAAGAUGAUGACGACGACAUUGAUGAAGAUGAUGAGGACGAAGAUGAUGAACCACUGGAAGACGACGAUGAUAUGGCAUUGGAGGCCUACGAGAAGAAGCCCGUCGAGUUGCCCAAGACCACAAUCCCAGACACAAUUGGAACAGUUGGCGAUUGUAUCAUUCAGAUCCGUCUACCUGGCGGCGACGUGCUCAAGGGCAACUUCAACGCAAGUGACAAGAUACAGAACAUUUACUACUUUGUCACACUGAAGAAAGGCAUCAACAACUUUGUACUAUUCACGCCCUUUCCAAAGAAGGAGUUGGUAGGCGACGUGCUUGGACGCACUCUACAAGAGGAGGAUCUUGCGCCUCGAGCCAUACUCAACCUGCAGGAGAAAUGA